Messenger RNA from Pseudopipra pipra, 4809 nucleotides. RefSeq names its product chloride channel CLIC like 1 (gene CLCC1). Lineage: Eukaryota; Metazoa; Chordata; Aves; Passeriformes; Pipridae. The record is from RefSeq and is a predicted model, not a curated record. The transcript is spliced from 12 exons. The coding region runs from base 139 to 1716 and encodes 525 amino acids. Gene Ontology annotation, molecular function: chloride channel activity. Gene Ontology annotation, cellular component: endoplasmic reticulum; membrane.
CGGCCGUUCCCGGGGCGGGGCGGCUCCCCCGGGCCGGGGGAGCUGCAGGGCCGGGAGGAGCCGAGAGGAGCGCGGCUGUGGGGCGGCCCCGGGCCGGGUAAACACACCGAGAUUCCUGCGGCCCUUCAGUGAUACAGGAUGCUGUUCCCUCUGGUGUUGUGUGCAGUUAUGCUGGUAGGGAGCGGUAAAGUUCAAGAAGAUGAAUGGAUUGACCCCACGGAUAUGCUCAAUUAUGAUGCAGCAUCAGGAACAAUGAGAAGACCUUACAAGACAAACUAUCAUGACUCUGAGGAUAAGACUGUGGAUACAGUCAGUACUGAAAACUCACCAAGUUGUUCCAGGACAAUAGAUUCCCUGCAACAGAAGAUUGCAGAAUGUGAGAAGAGGAAUGCCAAGUCACAGGAAAGCCGUAGCUUUUAUAUUUUUAAGCGAUACUUGAAUAAAAUUUUAAAUGAAGCUGGAAAACUUGGCCUUCCUGACGAAAACGUGGGCCAAGUCCACUACGACGCCGAGAUCAUCCUUACAAAACAGACAUAUCUGGAGAUCCUCAGGUUUCUCAAUGAGGAAAGCUGGCAGCCAGGUGCCAUGGAUGAUGCACUUAGUGAUAUUUUGAUCAAUUUUAAGCACCAUGAUUAUCAAGCUUGGCACUGGAGAUUUGAGGACACUUUUGGAAUUGACCUAUAUAAUUUGUUUUUGCUACUCUUGUGCUUAGUGUGCAUUGUAACUGUAAUAGCUACAGAGCUCUGGACACGUAUUCUUUGGUUUGUUCAGCUAAAACGUCUUUUGCUAAUAAGUUUUUUCAUCAGUUUUGCAUGGAAUUGGCUUUACUUGUAUAAGUUGGCCUUUGCACAGCAUCAAGCAGAAAUUGCGAAAAUGGGGCACUUUGAUAACAUCUGUGCAGAGAAGUUGGACUGGCGAGAAAGUCUUUUUGAAUGGCUUAGAAGCACAUGGACGUUACAGGACGAUCCCUGUCAGAAGUAUUAUGAAACUCUACUUGUAAAUCCUAUUUUGCUGGUUCCACCAACAAAGGCCUUGGCAAUUACUUUCACCAACUUUGUAACUGAGCCUUUGAAGCAUGUAGGGCAAGGUAUUGGUGAAUUCAUCAAGGCACUAAUGAAGGAGAUUCCAUUCGUUCUGCAGGUUCCAGUACUAAUUAUGAUGGCUCUGGCUGUCCUGGCUUUUUGCUAUGGUGCAGGAUCAUCGGUGUCUGCGUUAAGAUACUUAACAUCUUCUCAGAAGAAAAGUCUUCCUCCACCUGAUAGUCAACAGGAGCAAAUAGGCUUUGGGCAGUACGAUGGGAGGCAAUCAGAGGACUAUUACUUGCAGAAGCACCCGUAUGUGUACAGAGGACACCAGGACAGAGGAGAUGGCUCUGCGAGACCUCCCCUCACUGUGAGAGCAGCAAAUGGCAGCAGGAACCCCGACACGGCACAGACCAGCGAUGAGCCGGACACACACGUACAAGAGUCUCACAAACCAGAACCUAAUAAUAGGUUGUACACUGAGUCUGAAGUUCAUAGACAAGAAAUUCUCAAAGCUGAAAACCAUACUGAGGAACCUGCAGUUGAGCAGCAGAAACAGGAGACAGGCAAAGCAGAGCGAGAGGCUGGAGAAAACUGUGAUCCCAAUAAAAACCUAGAAGGGAAAAGCUCUGCGAUGGAGCAACGUGAAGAGAAGGAAAAGAGCAUUUUACGCGACUCCCAGGAAGGAGACUAAGGAAGGCUCGAGCUCUGCUGUACUGCAGGAACUACACUGUGUCCCUGGGAGUUCGUGCCAAGUGCCCACCACCCCUGUGAUUCUCUGGUGCAUGGACUUGUACCACACCAUCUGUAGAGCAGCAUAAGCAGCUGUUACUUGGAAAGAAGUACUUCUAAAAACUUCUCCUGAUUGUAAAACUGUGCUGAGUUAAUGUAAGAACCACUUCACUAAGUAUUACCAAAAAAACCCAUCAUGUUUUGAAAAAACUUAUUUUUUAUUAAACAGAACUAAAACCAGGGUUUAAUUUUUUUAAUAGAAAUGAUUGUUUCUUCCAAACUGUGUUUCUGCAAAGACAGACUAACUACCAAAGCUAUUUCUCAAUUUUUUUUAUUUUUUAAAAAAAGUAUAAAAGAAAACAGGACCUUUUUUUCAAGAGGUACAAAGCGGGGGGGGGGAAAUCAAGUUUUCUUUAAAAACAACAUAAAAAUUUAGGUCUUAUACUAGAUUGAGACAGUAGUAGAAUCCACACAUGAGCACUGAUAACCUUGACAGAGAAAAAAUUAAUGUUGAUAGACUAGAGACAGUUAAGAGGGAGAGACAGUAAUGGUAUCUCAGACUGCUAUAAAAGCAGCUGCCAACUGCAUGAGCAGGGGCAACUCUAUAACUACCAGUCACACGUGUGAUGCUGCUGCUAUUUCUAUGGAAAAUCAUUAGAAAGGAGACAAAACUACUCAUUGCAGUCAUCUUUAAAAAGGCAAACAAAAAUGAUACCUAAGAUGCUGCUGUACAGUACAUUCCUGUGUGUGCGUCUUCAGCUAGAAUUUGGUCCCUUUAUAGCUGGGGGUAAAUGGACUCUCUGUUCAUCCAUUCUCUUAGCUUGUGAUCGUAAAAUGAGGCUGAAAAAAUCCUCAUCUGGUACAGUGGAUCCUUUUGCAGAUGCUGGAGGAGCACAUCUUUGAUCAUCCAGUCUGGAACCCUACAGACAGACCAAGAGACAGAGCUGCAUAUUUACAGGGACAGAUAUAAUAAAUGAACAAUAUAAGUGAAAAAACUCAUAAAAACUUUUGUUUUUAGAUUUAGAGCUAUUAUAUGGAUUUAAUUUUAAGUUUCGUUUCAAGCUAAACUGGUCAAAUGAAGUUACUAAGAAUGCAAGUUAAGCUAAAAUGUCCGUAUGUAUCUGAAAAUACUCCCCAACUGUCCUAUUGCAGAAUGAGAUUUAAGUGUCCUUUGUCCAGAAGAAGAAUUUUAGCACUACUAUGCGGUAUUUGUAGUCUCAUAUACAGAAAAUAUAGUUGUCUUCCUUUCCUUAUACAGGGAGUAAAAAAUGGCCCCACAGAUUUGGAAAGGCAAUACUGAAAUACACCUCCACACUGUAAGGGCAGGAACAGUUCAGUGACAGAGUUACAGAGCAUGGGAUGGUUUCUGUGCUCCUUUCACACAACUGCCCUCCUGGCCAGCUCCUACAGGCUCCAGGUCAGGCUGCAACAGCUACGGCAGCUCCUGUGCCUGAGCUGGGAAUUAGCAUUCUCUGUCAGUGUAGGAAAAGCUUUCAGUGCUGGAUGGACCUUCAGACAAAAAGUCUCAAAGGACAGCAACCCUUUUGUUGCUGUUUAAACAGAAGCUAGUGCUUCUGUUUAAAGCACUAGCCUCCAUAAUGAUGAGAGGGGAUUAAAUGUUUUUCCAUGCCUUAAAGAGACAAAAUAUAUCAUACUAAUUUCUAGGUUCUUUGCUUGACUCAAAGGAGUAAACAGAUAAGCUGCUAAAACAGAACAUGAUAUUUUAUCAGGUUGAAAUUCAAUUCCAGGUGCUUCUUUUCACCCCAGCUAACAUACUUACCUUUGGAGAACUCAGUAUCUGAAUUGUGUAUUUUGAGAUGCUUAUCAACUCAUUUAAUUAAAUUCUUUUUGGUCUAAUUGGUAUAUAUACCAUGCUCUAAUUGACAAUCAGCCAUCUCACCUGCAUAUUGCUAUGAACUAUCAUUUACACUAAACAUAAUGGGAAUGAUGACCAAAACUUGGAAUACUAAAUCCUUUAAUUUCAUUUCAUAGGAUUCCUGGUAUAUCAGGUGCCUUACACUUAAAAAUCAUUUUAAUAUUCAUUUUAAGAGCCUCAGUUGUUUUCCUUCACUUUUUAAGGAUUUUUUCUAGAAAUAGUUACCAUAAUAUACAUUUUUGUUACUUGACAUAGUUACCAUGGUAUAUAUACCAAAUUUACACUUACUAGACACUGGAUAAUUUAAAAAAAAAAAAAUCAAAACAAGAAACAGAAAUUGUAAAAGAACCCAAAGCUUGGGGAAAAAAUCCUAAUAUUUUGUUAUAUUCUUCCUUAUCUGCCAAAUCAGUAUGUAUCUUAAAUCACAUGGUAACCAAGCAACUCAAUAGCAGGAGGCACAAAUCACAUCCCCAGAGACUCAGAAGCUGAAGAACUUUUGUUAAGCACUGACCUGGCAUUUUAUCAAUAUAUCAAAGAAGUCAUCAUCCAGCUCCCUGCUGUUGCUGGCCAUGAGGUGCCCCAGCACGGCCUGGCUGUCGCGCUGGGGGAGGCGCAGCCCGGGCAGGUUGUUCAAACUGGCGCGCUGGUCGUCCAGCCGGCGGCUCUGCGAGCUCGCCAGGAGGUCCAGAAACUCAUCUGUGUGUGGGGACACCACAGAAGUGGAAAAGGCUGGGGAGCAGGAAGAAAACAAGUUAGCCCAGAAAUAACUGUAACAUUUCUGAAAAAAUUUCUGUAGUGAGUCGUGCACGCAAAUACAUUUUGAAAAUGGCAUUUGGCAGAAACUCAAGUCAGAUACGGAUUUUACUUCAAAAAAAAAAUUACAUUUUCGCAUUGUUUUAGGUGGAGUAGAGGAUUUUGCCACUGAAGCAGCUGGGAGUCUGUUCUUCUCCUGGAAGUAGCACCUCUGGUCGUCCAUUCUGUUGCUCUGGAAUCGACUGAGCAGAUCAAAGAACCCUUCAUCUGCCAUUGUCUCUCGACUGCUUUUCUGAAAAGGAGAAAAGAUUUAGGGGUAUUUGGAACUUAAGAGUAUCUAAAGCUGGGACAACUGCAUCAGAGUUUAGUCCAGUCCUGUUUCAUAUUUGCGUAUCUGAUAUCUAUUAAAAUCAAUUUUUUUAGUCA